Messenger RNA from Populus trichocarpa (black cottonwood), 2420 nucleotides. RefSeq lists its product as uncharacterized. Gene Ontology annotation, cellular component: cytosol. The record is from RefSeq and is a predicted model, not a curated record. The coding region runs from base 191 to 1681 and encodes 496 amino acids. Lineage: Eukaryota; Viridiplantae; Streptophyta; Magnoliopsida; Malpighiales; Salicaceae. The transcript is spliced from 3 exons.
UCCAUAUUGCAAAGUAUCAAGAGUAAAAGGACCGAAUUCUACGAUCAAUCCCUUUUGUUUUUAUGAUUUGGUUUUCUUCUACAAGCAUCAGCAGGAAUCCAGGAUUUCAAAAGCAUUCCUCGAAGACAAAAAGUUUUCCCACCUGAUAAGACAAAAGGAAAAGAUUAAAUUGCAUUUUGCUAAAUUAAUAAUGGGUGGUGCAUCAUUGACAGAGCUAUCAUUUCCACAAAACGAUUUCCUUGAGCCAUUGUUUACUGCUUCAAAAUCGUCUGAUUUGAAAGAAACAUUAGAGAUUCUGAUAGCAAUAGCUAAAACCGAUGAUGGUCGUGCAGACCUUGCUUCCAAAAACAUUCUCCCGGUUGUCCUUCAGCUUAUCACCCAUCUACUAAAUGAUCCCUUUGAUCAUGAAUAUCUCUCACUCUCUUUAAGACUCAUGAGAAACUUAUGUGCAGGAGAAGUUGCAAACCAGAAGUCUUUUAUUCAAUUGAAUGGAGUUGGGAUUUUUUUGACAGUUUUGAGGUCUAAAAAGGUUGCUUCUUCUGAACCAGAUCAUGGGAUUAUUCGAAUGGGCUUACAGGUUUUGGCGAAUGUUUCUUUGGCUGGGAAAGAACACCAACAAGCUAUUUGGGGUGGAUUGUUCCAUGAUGAGUUAUAUAUGCUUGCAAAAGUUCGGAGUCAGGGGACUUGUGAUCCUCUGUGUAUGAUUAUUUAUGCCUGUUGUGAUGGAAGCCCUGAAUUAGUUUUGCAGCUUUGCGGGAAUCAAGGGUUGCCUAUUGUUGUUGAAAUUAUACGAACUGCAUCUUUAGUUGGUUUUGGAGAAGAGUGGCUGAAGUUGCUUCUCUCGAGGAUUUGUUUAGAGGAUAUUUACUUCCCUCAACUCUUCUCAAGAAUAUAUAGUGUUUGUAGUUAUUGUGAAAAUGGAGAGGAAAUUAGUUUAAGCAGCAAUCCAUUUUUUACUGAACAAGCAUAUCUUUUAAAUAUCGUGUCAGAGAUUUUGAAUGAGCGACUGAAGGAGAUUACCAUUCUCAAUGAUUUUGCUUUGUGCAUUUUUGGAAUAUUCAAGAAAUCAGUUGAAGCUUUUGAGUUUGGUUCUAGAGCUGAAUCUAGGCUCCCGACCGGGUUUGCUGUUAUUGAUGUCCUUGGUUACUCACUCACCAUUUUAAGAGAUAUAUGUGCUAACAAUGGUGGAGUUGGCAAAGAAGAUUUGGUAGAUGUUGUUGAUUCACUCUUGUCAUCUGGACUGCUUGAUUUGCUCUUAUGCCUGCUUCGUGAUCUAGAGCCUCCAAAAAUAAUCAGGAAAGCCAUGAAUCAGGCUGGUAACCAAGAAGCAACCACUUCUUACUUCCCUAAAGUCUGUCCUUAUAAAGGAUUUCGGAGAGACUUAGUUGCUGUCAUUGGCAAUUGUGCUUACCGAAGAAAGCAUGUGCAAGAUGACAUUAGGCAGAAGAAUGGGAUGCUUCUAAUGUUGCAACAGUGUGUUACAGAUGAAGAUAACCCAUUUUUGAGGGAGUGGGGCAUAUGGUCGAUGAGGAACUUAUUGGAAGGGAAUUCAGAAAACCAACAGGCAGUCGCUGAAUUGGAGCUUCAAGGGUCAGUUGAUAUGCCUGAACUAGCUGGACUUGGUCUCAAAGUGGAGGUGGAUCAAAAUACUCGGAGUGCAAAGCUUGUUAAUAUCUCGUGAUGGUAUUGGCUUGGCUAAUUAGAUUGAUUCUCUUGAUCUUGUUUUCUGAAUGGUAUUUCUAAAUUCUGUAAGUGCUACGUCAGCUUAUAUUAUUUCCUAGAGUAUAGAUAAUGAGAAUUUACAAAACUUAGUAAUAAUAUCUUUUGCCUUCAUGGUUCAGCUAAAUUUAUUUUCUGAUUGGUGCUUGGCUUCCUUACUACCUACGCCAUCUUUUUCAUGUCACUGUCAUAAAAAAGGUCAAUUUUUUUUAAUCAUCACUCAUCAUCUACAGGAGACUUGUUUUUCUGCAAGUGCUUCACACAAGAGGAGUUAAUUACAUCAUGCAAAGUUGGGUAUCUAUGUUUGUCUUUUUUGAAGAGGACUUGUAUGGAUAUUCUUUUUGCAGGUUUGUGUGUAUAACUGAAUGGCCGAGAAGACAUGAAAUCAACAGGAGUCGGGAAGACUAAGAAGACUUUCUACAUUUCCGCAUAAUUCAUGAUUUGAGGCUGUGAAAGAGAGUUAUAUAUAAGCCACUUUGGUUUAUGCAAAGACUGAGAAAUCCUACUUACUAAAAAUUGUGGAAUACUUUCCAAAGGAUUUGAAUUCGUGUUAGGUUGGUGUUAUUAGAAUGAUCUGACAGUCUUUUCCCGAAUCUCUGAGGGAGUGUUGUAUGAAAUAUGAGCUAGAGCGUUGAAUGUAUUCUGCACAAUUUUACCUCUCAUUAUUUGAUAUCUGAAGAGCUUGAAAGGUGAUUGCUUUA